GGGUAUUAUUUUUUGAUUGGUAGAUUCGAUACUUCAAACUAACCUUAUUAGUAUUACUACGAAGACAGAAUUGUAUUUGACGGUCUGACAUAUUGCAUAAAGUCAUGGAAUUUAGUGAUCUAAAUGGACAAAGUGUGAGUGCAAGGACUGGUGAAGGUGUAGUGAACUCUAGAACAAACAAGGCCUACGAGAAUACAUCAAUUAUAUCAGGAAAUAUCAUUCUGCAGAAUGAUUUAGACUCAGGAAUCUAUGAGACUCUUAGGCGAAGUGUUGCACCAAAUGAAGUAAUUCAUGGGCCUAGUAGUAUUACAGAUGAAACGGCCAUUACUGAAAAAGUACCUAUUAGAGUUGAAUUAAGAAAAUACUGUGGAAAAUAUUUUCAUUUAAUUCUUAUAGGAGCCUUGUAUAUAACGGUUUUUAUUGCUAUCAUUGUUUUUGCCACUACAAAAACAAAAGUGAAUGGAAACUGGACGGAAUGGUCGUUCUGGUCAAGCUGUGACGUCACAUGCCACAAGGGUGUCAAAAUGAGGAUCCGAAGUUGCACAAAUCCCUCUUCGUUAAAUGGUGGACUCAAAUGUGACGGAAAUAAUACGGAAAUAGUUGAUUGUCAAAAUGCCCCGUGUCUUGAUGGGGGAUGGUCAGUUUGGUCGAGAUGGGGUUCCUGUAGCAGCACUUGCGGUGGCGGUAUACGUUCCCGUAGUAGGACAUGUUCCAAUCCAAAACCGUCUCUGGUUGGACGUUUCUGUGAUGGCAAUCCAACGCAAACUUCUGCAUGCAGUCAAACUCAAUGCCCUGUCUCGAACGAUAUUUGGUCCAGAUGGUCAUCAUGGUCAGCAUGUUCAGCUCAAUGUGAAAAGAAAAGAACACGAGCUUGUUCGAAACGUAGCACACUAGGGAAAACCUGUACCGGAAACUCGAUGGAGAGGGUAAACUGCGAUCUAGUCUCGUGUUCAUUUAUACCGCUAUACAUUCGUCUUGCUGGAGGAAGUAGCGCCCGUAGAGGUCGUGUUGAAAUAUCACUAGACCGUCUGGCAUGGGGCACAGUGUGUAAUGAUUUGUUUACAACUGCAGGGGCACAGGUUGUUUGUAGAAUGCUAGGAUACCCUACAUCGCAUGCACGUAUCAUCAGUGUCUCUGCUGGGACAGGAACAAUAUACCUUGACAAUGUCAUCUGUACUGGAUUAGAGAGGAGUUUGGUGUUUUGCAAACAUAACAGUUGGGGCCAGAACAAUUGUCAUCAUCACGAAGACAUUGGUGUAUCCUGUUAGCUCAACUUUAUCAAUGUUAGACUGUGCUUAGAUUACUAAUAUAGGUACAAAUUAUAUGAAAGGAUCUUUUGACAGAUUUCAUUUGCAACCUAAAUUGAAUUAAGCAUAAUCACAUCCUAUAAACGACUGUACUCCCCCUCUUCCUCUUGCGAGUGAUCAAAACAAUAAACAGACACGCGAAAGGUAAGAAUUCGUCUUGAAAUUAAUGAUUUUGCUUUACACUGUAUGUGUAUUUAAGUUUAACGAUAAGUCUAACAUAAAUAUGUGUAUAUGGUGAUAUAAUAGAUGAAUCUGACAGGUAAUGUUUACAAAAUGCUGCCAAAAUGUUGACUGAUCACAUCUAUUACAUGAAAAUUCACACCACCAAGUCACGAAACUGAUGAAUAAUACGUCAAAUUGAUUUGUAAUCCAAUAAUCCAUGAUGUUUUCUGAAAUAAGUAUGCAUACUCCAUUAAUAUAUGUAAACAAGAUGUUUCAUAUCUGUUGCGUUAUUGAAUGAAAUUAAUUUUCAUCUAGUCGGUGAAAAAACAUUCACUGUAUGCCGACUUGCCAAUUUUGAUAUUUGAUCUGAACGCGUAUUUGCGAGUGACACUGUAUUCCAUCUUGCGAGUACAGUAGGCGAUUUAUGUCCUUUAAAGGCGUAAAUGAAAUAAAAAAAAUGCAUACAAAAUUGUCUCUUUUCAUCAGUCGUCAUGUAUAUAAUGUCAUUUAAUGUCGAACCCACAUGCUUGUACUUAUCCAUUGAUGGUGGGGGUGGAGGGUCUGUGACUCGCUAUCCUAAGUAUACACAGGGUCCCUACUAUGCCAUGCAAGAAAGUAACCUAUGGAAAUCACGCGUAGAAAUGUUACCUGACGAUUUCAAAAUAUCGAUGAGAUGGACAGGCGGGGACUAUAGGUUGACCCCCGUCUGUCUGCUCGUCUGCCAGCAAAAUGAUCCUCUGACUUUUUAAAAACUAUUGCACCCACAAGUAUCUUGCGAAUGGACGUAUAAAUAGAAAAUGAUAAAGAAAACAUUAUCGGAAAAGUCGAUUAAGUCCUUAUUAGUAAUUCAGAGUUUACUUCAUGGUAAAUCAGUCAACAAGAUUCAAAAGUAGUACUGGUAAAUCAGUCAACAAGAUUCAAAAGUAGUACAACUAUUUUGUCACGAAUAGCCUAAUGGCUUCACUACCCGAUUCCCCUUCCUCAGUAAUAAUAUAAACAUUUUAUCGUUACAAAUACCGUGCGCGAGUAGUACAGCCGCCGUGUUUACUACCUAUUCUGGCCAAGUUUCAUUAAGAUUGGGCCAAAUUGUGAUCUCUAGACUGUUAACAAAAUUUUCCUUUGAUUUGACCUGGUGAACUAGUUUUUGAGCCCAGAUGACCCAAUAUCAAACUCGUCGAAGAUUCUGUUGAGGGUAACAUUCUGACCAAGUUUCAUUAAGAUUGGACUAAAAGUGUGACCUCUACAGUGUUAACAGUCAAAUUGUUGACGACGGACGACGACGACGGGCGACGGACACAGGGUGAUCACAAAAGCUCACCUUGAGCACUUCUUGCUCAGUUGAGCUAAUAAACCCUCAUUAUUCCUCUAAUGGCAAUUCUGCUUGUAAAAUGGGGACUUAUUUCAUUCGCAAAUUUUUUUUUCAGUAAAAUAAGACAAGUUUCAUGUUAAAUUUCGUGUGUUUAUGGCAAAUACAAAGACAAAACUAAAAUAGAGCUGUUUACUGUGCGACGCUGUCAAGAAAGCAAUCUACAGAGAAUUAGUGGAUUCAAUCUGGUGCCGUUUUACUACAUAUUUUCACACCUUAUUAACUGUAGUUGUGAUGAUAUAUCGGUUUCAAUGGGAUGAAAUUCUAGAAAAAAUAGUCUUGUGUGCGACACAUCGUCUCAUUGUUGUCUCAUGAUGGUGAAUAUUUGUGCCAAGUUAUUUCAGAAUCCCUUAAUGCAUAAAGAAGUUAUGGCACGGACACGAAAAACAGACCCUGUUUCACCUUUAAGUGGCACUUUAAAAAGAAAAGGAAAAGAAUAAGACGGACAUUAACUACAUAUUGCCGAUGUUUGUGUGUAAAUUUUGAGAGAGGUAGGUGUAAUAGUAUCGAAGUAAUUGCACGACCAAAUUUAUGAGGACACAUAAUACACCGAACAGACAGACCGCAUGGUGACUGCUACAUACCACCCUCUUUCAAACUUUGUUUGCGGGUUAUAAUUAUGAAGAAAUACUACAGGAGCAUAGGAAACGCCGAGUCACUCGCAAACAGGCAUACAGUCUUUUUUACGAAACUCGCAAGCACUUGUACAGUACUAAUGCAAGCAUGCAUACAGUCAGGAAAUAACACCGAAUCUUCAUUCAUUGACGGUUAUAAACAAAUUGGAGAAUUAAUCAAUGAUUUUAUUUUAUUUUACCACAAUAGUAUUGUUUCUUUAUCCAUGAAACAGUGGAGUUUACAUGUAGGUCAUUCUUCAAGCAAGAAAAUAUGUACUUUUGACGCCGACAAUGUACAAUUUCUGGACAAAAUCAGUGAUCAAUCGAGUUUUUUUUUUUUUGCUAUAAUUCUAUCUGUAACCAGACUAACACAUUAUAUACAGAAACAAAUCAUGUUCAGCUUCCAAUAAAAUAUAAAUAUACAUACCUUCAAAAGCAAAUCAGUCACUUUAAAAUGGUGUCUUUCAACCUUUAGCUGUCAGUUUAUUGUUUUGAUCACUCGCAAGUGGAAGAUGGGGAGUACAGUCGUUUAUAAGGUGUGAUAAUGGUCGUUAGAAAUUUAGAAAUUACAUUAUAUCACAGAAUAUGUACCUUUGUGUUGCCAUUAAAAAUCAUUUGUAUUUGUUACAAUUAAAACAUUUAGUGAUUUAUAAAUUCGGACCUCACUGAAUAAAAAACUUCGCGUUAAUAUGACAUUGUAUAGAAAUGAAAGCCACUAAUUCGUGACAACACGAAACAGACAUUUGUUUUGAAACCACGAAAUUUCAUGCAAUCGGAAUUAUAUGAUAUGACAGUAUAACAUGUUUUUACAACCAUAAAUUGUAUUUACGCAUUUAGAAAUGUAAUGCAAUUUAUUGUUUGCCUAGGUAAAUUCGAACAGGAGACAAAAGAAGCACGCGGUUUGCUGACCAACGUUAAGACUAAGUACUGUCUGAUGGCAGUCUGCUUUAGA
Molecule: messenger RNA, 4401 nt
Organism: Mercenaria mercenaria
Lineage: Eukaryota; Metazoa; Mollusca; Bivalvia; Venerida; Veneridae
Product: scavenger receptor cysteine-rich type 1 protein M130-like
Exons: 6
Coding region: 105-1268 (387 amino acids)
Cellular component (GO): membrane
Source: RefSeq, a predicted model, not a curated record